GGGCAGUGACAAAGCCCGUUUUUCAAUUUGUUAAGGUGUCUUCUGCAGAAGCAAGUACCUGACACCGUCCAAAUAGUGGCGCUAAUGCACCAUUAAACGGUUUGGCUACCCCCUUAAAACGACUAACUAGUUUUACUAGUAUGCAGAUAAGAAAGGACGUCUCUCGUUCUCUUAAUACCCGGGGACAUCCGUGCUCGAAACAGUUUGCUACUACAGGAGGAAGUCGCAGCCUUGCAGAGACGUUGCUAUUUGUGUUGCAGUUUCACUGGUCUGAGAAAUAAUGACGAUGGGAACAGCAUUGCUUUAUGAUGAGGAGAUGACCAAAUACAAAUUGCUCUGGGUUGACCCUGCAUGUAAGAUUGAGGUUCCCGAGCGGCUGACAGUGUGUCAUGAAGCUUUGAUAAAGACCGGUCUUGCUGGUCGUUGUGUCUCCGUACCGGUCCGCGAGGCGACGGAUGCAGACAUCCUGCUAGUUCACAGUGAGGAGUACUUGGAGGCGGUGAAGAAGACACCAUAUAUGACUCUGGAGGACCUGCAGGAGUUCACCCGGCAGUAUGGUGACGUCUACUUCCACCCAAACAUCUAUCACUGUGCCAAGCUGGCUGCAGGCGCCGCACUGCAGCUUGUGGACAGUGUUAUGACGGGGAAGGUGAGGAACGGCAUGGCUCUGGUCAGACCACCAGGACACCACAGUAUGCGCAGUGCUGCCAAUGGAUUCUGUGUUUUCAACAAUGUGGCCAUUGCAGCUCGAUAUGCCAAGCAACAAUAUGGGGUUAAAAGGGUGUUGAUAGUUGACUGGGAUGUACAUCAUGGUCAAGGGGUGCAGUACUGUUUUGAAGAUGAUCCAAGCGUGCUCUACUUCUCAUGGCACCGCUACGAGCAUCAGAAAUUCUGGCCUCAACUUCGAGAAUCAGACUACGACAGUGUUGGCAAAGAGAAAGGGGCAGGAUUCAAUAUAAAUGUCCCGUGGAACAAAGUGGGAAUGAAAAACAGUGACUAUCUAUCAGUCUUCUGUCACAUCCUUCUGCCAGUCGCAUACGAGUUUAGCCCAGACUUGGUCCUGGUGUCUGCAGGCUUUGACUCGGCCAUCGGUGACCCUGAGGGUCAAAUGUGUGCCAGCCCGGACAUCUUUGCCCACCUAACUCACCUCCUGAUGAACCUCGCAGGAGGGAAACUGUGUGCCGUGCUGGAGGGAGGAUACAACUUGACUUCCCUUCCCCAGUCUGUGUGUGAAACAGUUCAAACUCUGCUUGGAGAUCCUGCGCCUCGACCUGCAAAUCUCGAUGGUCCCUGUGUAAGUGCACUUGAGUCCCUUCACUGUGUCCGAUCAGCUCAUAGGCAGUACUGGUCCUGCCUCAAACAUGCAGCUGAGCUGCCCACCUCUGAGGUCACCACCAAGCGCAUUAAAUUAGCAAAAGAAGAAGAAGAUGAUGAGCUGAAAAAGGUUGAAGAGGAGAAAAAUGCAGAGGAAGCGGUAUGGCCAGAGCCCCCAAAACGUGUCGCUCCUGCUGUCCGCACUGCUUUAGUCCUCCCUAAUGGCGUGGCUUGCCCGGCCGGAUGUAAACGCUUCAGCUCAUCAGAGGACCCGGUUAUAGUCAACAAACUAAGGGAGAAUUUCCUCAAAGAUGCAGAUGACAGCAAUACUCUCACAACCCUCUCCAGUCUUAUUGCCCUUGUAGAGAAAAUGGAGAGGAAUGAGAUCUGCAAUGGCUUGGCGCUAGUCCCUGACGUCUCCAUGGCAAUGACGUGUGUUUUCCAGCAUGCUGCAACUGCUCUCUGCAACAGGGUUUUGGUUGUGUGUGUUGGAGACGCGGUGGUCUCGAGUCGCGGCACAGAGAACGGGAAAACACUUGUGGUGCAGUUCAGCAACAGGGAGGCAGAGGAACAGAAAUGCAAAUAUCACAUUCCUGUGUAUCUGAAGAAGGGCUGCAGUGACGUGUCAGGAUUUACACAGGCUGUGCUGGGCCUCCUUCUGCCUCUGGGAUAUGAGUUUGACCCCAGUCUGGUUCUGUUGGCUCGGACGCCAGAUAGCGGGCUGUGUGACAGUGUGUGGCAACAACUAACAGGCCUGCUGCAGGGCAUCGCACAAGGACACACACUGGUACUCAUGCAGGAAGGUGAGACGUCAUGUGUCGGCCCCACUGCCUCCUCUCUCAUCGGGGACGCUGCCCCCUCUCUAGGGAAGCUUCAUGCUCCACUACCAGAGGACGUGGAGGCGCUGGAGAGACUGAGACACAGGCUGCAGGUGGACUGGAAGCUACUGCAGACUACAGCACCAGAGACUGGAGGAGGGGACGAGUUCUGAAGCCAAUCCUGCUUCAAAUGUCUUAAAAAAAUGUUGCAGUUUGGCCAGGUGUUACUGUCCAAAUGGUGCAUUUAUCAUUCUCACUGUGCCCUAUAAUAAAUUGUAUUUUUAAUACGGCAUAACCAAAAUGAAUGAAAAUAUUGUGAAUCUAUUAUUAUGAACUUUAUGAUUGAUUGUUACAUUGAUUUUAAGUGCUUUUGAUUCACACAUUACCUACUCAAUCUAAAUGAUUGAUCUUGUUUGAUUUUAUUAAAAAUAUGUUUACAUGAGUAAUGUCUGUCCAUACUGGACAUAUAGAGGUUUGUGUUAUAAAUUAGGAUGUGAUUGAGAUUUUUUCCCUUCAAUAACUCAAGCCUAAUAUUGUUUGAAUUCAUCUUAAAUCUUUGUUGUCAAAAGUUAACCUUUUUUAUUUUUUGUUCUUCUAUCACGAUUUUGUCGGUAAUUUUGUAAAAGUAAAGACUAUAGUAAGUUCAAUUUUGAGAUACUACAUGUAUUUCACCGCAAUAGUUCAUGUUAAGUUUUACGCACAAAACAUGAGUUGCUCUGUUAAAGAAUAAAUAGUAAAUCUUCAAGCAACUACAGCAUUAAAGUACUGCUUACACUAAGGCAUAAUUAACAAUGGAUCAACAUUAUAAUAAUAUAACUCUGAUAAUAAUUUAGUACUUUAGAAUUUGAAUUUUGAAUGCAGGACUUUUACAUUUAGGGGUUUCUAUAGUGUAGGGCUGCUACUUUUACCUAAAUGAUCACAAUACUUCUUCCACCACUCAGAGAAUGUAAACUCUUACUACCUAUUAGACUACCUUUUCAAAAAAACUAAUUUAAUGGUCUUCGUUUCUUGAAAAGCUCUAUAUACUAGAUUUAGAUUAGUUUAUCUUCACUGAAUAUUUA
Etheostoma cragini (Arkansas darter) is the source of this 3193-nucleotide messenger RNA. It is a transcript of the gene hdac10, whose product is annotated as histone deacetylase 10. The transcript is spliced from 21 exons. Gene Ontology annotation, cellular component: histone deacetylase complex. Gene Ontology annotation, biological process: chromatin organization. NCBI's taxonomy places the organism in Eukaryota, Metazoa, Chordata, Actinopteri, Perciformes, Percidae. The record is from RefSeq and is a predicted model, not a curated record. The coding region runs from base 281 to 2305 and encodes 674 amino acids. Gene Ontology annotation, molecular function: histone deacetylase activity.